AUCCAACCCACAAACGAUGCAUACAAACCCCCCGCAAUCCCCGCUCUACAACCCAACGGCUUCGUACGAUGGCAAACAAUCCAAUUGCUGUUAGACCCGGACGAACAUUGCCGAUACCUUCAGAAUGCGGUCGAGCUUUGGGAUAUUGAAAAUCCUAGCGGCGGCACAUUUCCGAAGACGAUUCCCCGCGAAGCCUUCCCCGAAUCGCCAGACCCAGAAAUGGUGGAGUGGCACGAGACAGUCAGCCGACGGUUUGAGAUGGACUAUGUGAAGAAGAACAUUCUCCGUGCAUCGCCUCCGAGUUUUGGUACCUACCACUCUCAAUUCAGUAACCACCAUAAGGACGAGGCUCCGUCCCCCAAGGAGAAAAGAGCGUUUCCCAGUCGCCGUAAGACAACUGCGCAGCGUGCCAAUGUCGCUCCGGAAGAACCAGCACCUUCGAGCCGUCAUCAAAGGCGCCGCAGCGGGGAGGUUCCCACCUCAUCGACGCGUCGAGUACAAUCCACCUAUUUCAGUCCACCGCCACCUCCCCCAGAAUUCGCGUCGCCCUCACCUCGGGCGCCCUCGCCACCAAUGUGGGCUAAGUCAUCUCCGAAGGCCCGAGGACGAGAACGCGGGCCCACCUUCUCACGCCCAGUCAGCCCAACUACUGUGCCGGGUCAUAGCCCCUCAGAUGCCUCGUCAGAGGAUUCAAUAGCUGCAGCACAAGAAGCGGCCAACCGUUAUAACAACCGUCAUCUGCGUCCCUCGCAUUCACACAGCUCCCGUACCCGUCGGCAUUCACAUGAGGCGUAUGCACGGAAACCCCCGCGUGAUCUCUCUCCUGAAGCGCAGCGACGGACCUAUACCCACCGCGACACGUUGAACUCUCACUCAGGGCGACCAUAUGACUCCGAUGGGGGUCGCAGAACCCGCCCGGCACGUGCAUACGCCGAAGAGCCAAUCAUGCAUCCCCGGACCCCGGGCCCUGUCUUCUACGAGACUGCCUUCAACGACCCUCCCGUCAUGCCGAUCAACCAAGAACUACCUCGAUAUUCCCAUCCUCAUUCUCAUGCACAUCCACCACCACCACCACCACCUCGUUAUAUGAACAUGAACGGUACUCACCCGUACGUCGGACGUGCCCACCCUGACAGUGACAUGCGCGUCCCUGUCGACGAGGCUCGUCGAAGCUACCGAGCGUCCAAUGCAAAUUCAGGAUACCCUAACCCCGGUGUCUCCGACCACACGGCGCGAUAUUCUGGGAGAGAUGACGGAGGCGCAUACCGGUCACCGAGAUGGGCCAACCCUGUUCCACCGCCCACGAGGGGCAUUCCAGUGGGUAUGCCAGACAUGGAAUACCCUGUUCGAUCGAGACGGUCUAUGUAUGAUCGAUAA
Aspergillus aculeatus ATCC 16872 is the source of this 1377-nucleotide messenger RNA. RefSeq lists its product as uncharacterized. The annotation marks the transcript as partial. Lineage: Eukaryota; Fungi; Ascomycota; Eurotiomycetes; Eurotiales; Aspergillaceae. The record is from RefSeq and is a predicted model, not a curated record. The transcript has a single exon.